This is a messenger RNA of Thrips palmi, 1926 nucleotides long. RefSeq lists its product as uncharacterized. The coding region runs from base 80 to 1417 and encodes 445 amino acids. Gene Ontology annotation, cellular component: extracellular region. The record is from RefSeq and is a predicted model, not a curated record. NCBI's taxonomy places the organism in Eukaryota, Metazoa, Arthropoda, Insecta, Thysanoptera, Thripidae. Gene Ontology annotation, molecular function: chitin binding. The transcript is spliced from 5 exons.
GGCGCGGUGGCGCGGUCCGAGACAGAUCACUUCACGACGCGGUCGGAGAAGGUGUGCUCCAGAGACUCCAGACUUCAACAUGAGGAUCUCCAGGACGUGGCUGCUGCUGUUGGGGCUGGCGCUGGUCGCCACGGCGCGCGCUGAGGAGCAGAAGAAGGCCGAGAAGACGGUGGCCACCGAGGCGGCGGCCAUGAGCGGCGAGGAGGACAAGGAGACCCAGCACACCGCCGAGACCCGGCCGCUGCACGCGCAGGUCGCCGAGGACCGCGUCGACGACCGCGACAAACGCCAGCUGCCCGGCCAGCACCUGCAGCAGCAGCACCUCCAGCAACAGCACCUGCUCACGCGCCUGCCCAACCUGGGCGGCACGCCUCCGCAGGGCUUCCGCUCCGCCGUCCCCGUCCGCGAGCAGCCCGACGGCCUGGGCGGCCUGGGCAACUCGCUGUCCUCCACCGUGUCCCCCGUGCACCUGGUGCGCCAGUCCGCCCAGCCCGUGCCCGUGCAGGUCACCUACCGCGCCACUCCCGCCCCGCAGGUGAUCCAGGGCCUGCCGCAGGGCCUGAACCAGGUGUACCGCGGGCUGCCGUCCGCGCUGCCCAGCCCCACGCCGUCCGCCGCCCCCGUGCGCCGCCCGGCGCCGCAGCAGUCCUACACCCGCGCGCAGCCCACCCGCCAGCAGUACGCCGACCUGCAGCAAGUCUCUGAGGAGGCCACGUCCGAGGAGCUGGAGCCCGAAAAGGAGGAGCCCGACCGCCUGACCGAGCUGCUGCCGCACUCCAAGUUCGCGUGCCAGGGCCGCGGCACCGGCUACUACGCCGACGAGGGCCUGGGCUGCGAGGUGUUCCACUACUGCCAGGACGGCGCCCGCCACUCGUGGGUGUGCCCCGAGGGCUUCACCUUCCACCAGGUGCACCUCAUCUGCAUGCCCCCCAGCAGCGACAACAACUGCCAGAAGUCGUCGUCCUUCUUCUUCGUCAACGAGUACCUGUACCGGCCCGUCAACGAGGAGGAGGUGCAGCGCAAGCCCAACGUGACGCUCCGGUACUCCGACCGCUACUACCCCCAGAACUACUACUCCGACGGCGAGGAGGGCGUGCCCCAGCAGCAGCAGCUGCAGAGCCAGGUGGUGCCGCAGCGCGUGCCCCUGCAGCAGGGCCUUCCCCAGCAGCAGCAGCAGCAGGCGCCGCGCCGCGCGUCCCCCGCCCCCGUGCAGUACCAGCCCACCCCCAGGCCCAGCGCGCCCCUCCAGCCAGUGUACCGCCAGUCCAACCCCUCCAACCAGGUGUUCCACUCGCCGGAGGAGGUCAACAUCCCUCUGCAGCUGAGGAGACCCGUGGCGACGACGGCCCGGAACUUCCAGCCCACGGCCGCGUCGGACGAGUACGAGGACGACGAGCCCGUGUACCGGCAGGGCUAGUCCGAACCCAGCCAGCUGCAGCGCGGCCAGUGUGAACUUUUCGGUGCGCGCGUGGGCGGUGGCUGGGGGUUCGCGAAAGAGGCAGUCCCACCACGCCACCGCCCCGCCCGGGGCCAGGGGCCUCAGUGAUAAGUGCGUGCGUGCGAGUGCCUAGUGAGUUGUUGUGUGAGUGAGGCCCGGCAGAGCGCCGGCCCAAUUGAUUAAAUUAUUUCUUAGAUAUGUCGAUGACUGCUCAAUCGAGGGAGCGAAGCAGGCGGCUCUGUCUGCGCAGUGCUGCCGUGCCUUUAAAUUAUUUUUGCCAAGCUGGUACGUCGAGACGAGUUGUGGCAGUCACUUGUGGUCGAGAAACCACAUUCUGUGCCUAGUGUAAAUUUUGUCGCAGAGAUGUUUGUAAAUGAUUAUGAGACUGUGUAACGAUAAAUUUUAUUUUUGUACAGACCUCACCUCAUGGUCCCUGUUUAAUUUCAAUAAAAGAGCAGCCCAAAUCGAUGGCUGGGUAGCUGAUCGGA